GUGUAGCCUUCUGUUCUAUUGAUUUGUGACCAUGCGUGAAUACAGUGAAAGCAAGGAGACAUGUAUGACCAUCUGUCUCAAAUACCUGCUGUUCAUCUUCAACUUCUUCUUCUGGCUGGCAGGAGGAGCUGUGAUGGCAGUGGGCAUCUGGACCCUGGCUGAGAAGAGUGACUACAUUAGUCUCUUGCAGUCCAAUAUAUACCUGGCAACAGCCUACAUUCUGGUGGUGGCAGGUGCCGUUGUCAUGAUUACUGGCAUAUUGGGUUGCUGUGCAACCUUCAGGGAACAACGGACCCUGCUGAAAGUGGUGAGUUAUUUAAAUGGACAUCUGGAACCCAGAAUGCAAAGGGGAACGUGUUUAGUCAAACAAAAGGCAAGCUAAAUUAGGAAAAAAACC
Molecule: messenger RNA, 397 nt
Organism: Ahaetulla prasina
Lineage: Eukaryota; Metazoa; Chordata; Lepidosauria; Squamata; Colubridae
Product: CD151 antigen-like
Exons: 3
Coding region: 32-382 (116 amino acids)
Cellular component (GO): membrane
Source: RefSeq, a predicted model, not a curated record